AUGGCAGAGGAAAAACCAUCCCGCGAACCUCCCUCCUCACCAGCUGCAAAAAUGGAGGGGGAGGGGGGGGACACCCUACCACGUGGGCAGGAUGCAACACACACAGGACAGCAACACGUCCGCAUGGAACGGCUGCCUUUGCCCUCACGCCAGCAAAGGACACCGCGACAGGAUGGGCAGGGGCGCGGGCCCCCGCACGGGCCUCCGCACCCCGCGGGGCACCGCCAGGCGCGAGGGGCUGCCCCGCCUUCGCGGCCGAGAAGCGCCCCCAAGCUUCAAGGGGAGAAGCCGCACCGUUGCCCGGGGUUCGAGGGCUGGCCCAGGCCAGGGUGCAGCUUCCAGGCGAAAGGGGACGCUCGCUGGCCCCGGCGCCCACGGGGAGCCACGUCUGGUCCCCCUCCCCCGGGGCCCCAGCUGGGGGAGGGGCGGGAGGCGCGGAGCUGCCGCUUCCCGGCUGAGGGGCAGCAGCAGCUGAGGAGCAGCGCCGCGGGGGAGGGAGGGAUCAGCCCUCGCCGCCCGCCAGGCCCCGGCCCAGGCCCCGGCCCCCCGCGCCGCCCGCCGCCCACCUCACGGCGCGGCCGCGAGGGAGCGCAGGGAGAGGACGUCUCUCCGAGGGCAGCCCCAGCCUCCGUCCCGGGAGAUGCCCCAGCCCCGCCUCCUCGCCCCGUUGCCCCGGCGCGGCCGCCUCGGCGGCGGGCACUCACCUCAGGCUGCGCAGGCCGGGACGGCCCGGCCGAGCCCCCGGCCGCUAAGUGCGUCUCCGCCCCCCCGGGAAAGGUCCCAACGGCGCCUGGUGCGAGCGGCCGAGGCCCCGAGCAGCGCCGAGAGCGGCGGCAGCAGCGGGAGCAGCCAACAUCCGGGGCCGCGCACCCGGAACUACUUCCCGACCCGCUCCCUCUCCCGCCCCCGCCGCGGCCGCCGCGGCCGCCGCCGCCGUCACGGUCGCCCCCGCCUCCCGCGACGUCGCUGCGCCACCGGCCGGGCGUCGGCGGCGUCACGACUGGUACGCGUCGCGGCCGCUUCGACGUGCGCGGGAUUCCUCCGCUGGGACAAGUAGUGCCUCGGGGCUCCACGCAGCCAGCGUCCACUAGCGGCCGGCAGUUCCGAUCGGUUUGGGGUCGCCUCGCCUCUCAGUGA
Molecule: messenger RNA, 1137 nt
Organism: Lepus europaeus (European hare)
Lineage: Eukaryota; Metazoa; Chordata; Mammalia; Lagomorpha; Leporidae
Product: basic salivary proline-rich protein 1-like
Exons: 1
Coding region: 1-1137 (378 amino acids)
Source: RefSeq, a predicted model, not a curated record